GAGAAAGGAGGGGACCGGAAGGAGCCGCUGGUGCUGCGGGAAGUAGCAGGAGCGGGAGGCGGGGACCCACCUGGAAGCGCCCCGGCGCCGCUGUCGAGCUUCCUGCGGCGGCGGCCACCCAAGCCAGUGCCGUGGCGGGGGCGGAGAGCAGCCACGACGGCGGCGCCUCCCCGAGUGGCCCGAGGUGCCUGGCCCCACGCGAAAGAUACCAAGUUGUGCUAGUACAACCAUAUAAAUAAUUAAUACCUGAAGUCUCAUUGUAACAUGGACAUUAACAGUGAUGACAGAUAAAUACAGACGCUUUGGAAUCAAAUACUAGGCGAAACACUUAUAAAAGAAAGGAAUUUAGGAAGUUCUAGUAUUCUCCAUGGCUGAAGCUGAGAGUCUGAAACCCUGAUGCUUAAGCUCUAUUCUAGAUCAUAGCUCCAACUCCUUCAGGAUAUAAGGAAAAGAGAUAAUAUUUCCACAAUGAUAGAUCUUUGGUUAUACAGGUUUCCCAAUGAGUGGAUCAUGAUGACCGUAUUGUAGGGACUUGCCAUAGUAUGGCUGCUUCCCGAUCUACUCGUGUUACAAGAUCAACAGUGGGGUUAAACGGCUUGGAUGAAUCUUUUUGUGGUAGAACUUUAAGGAAUCGUAGCAUUGCUCAUCCCGAAGAAAUCUCUUCUCAUUCUCAAGUACGAUCAAGAUCACCAAAGAAGAGACCAGAGCCUGUGCAAGUUCAGAAAGGAAAUAAUAAUGGAAGAACUACUGAUGUAAAACAGCAAAGUACUCGAGAAUCAUGGGUAAGCCCUAGGAAAAGAGGACUUCCUUCUUCAGAAAAAGAUAUCAUAGAAAGGCAGGCUGUAGAAAAUUGUGAGAGAAGGCAAACAGAACCUGUUUCACCAGUUUUAAAAAGAAUUAAGCGUUGUCUUAGAUCUGAAGCUCCAAACAGUUCAGAAGAAGAUUCACCUAUAAAAUCAGACAAGGAGUCAGUAGAACAGAGAAGUACAGUAGUGGACAAUGAUGCAGAUUUUCAAGGGACUAAACGAGCUUGUCGAUGUCUUAUACUGGAUGAUUGUGAGAAAAGGGAAAUUAAAAAGGUGAAUGUCAGUGAGGAAGGGCCACUUAACUCUGCAGUAGUUGAAGAAAUCACAGGCUAUUUGGCUGUCAAUGGUGUUGAUGACAGUGAUUCAGCUGUUAUAAACUGUGAUGACUGUCAGCCCGAUGGGAACACUAAACAAAAUAGCACUGGUUCCUAUGUGUUGCAGGAAAAAUCAGUAGCUGAAAAUGGGGAUUCGGAUACCCACACUUCAAUGUUCCUUGAUGGUAGGAAGGAGGACAGUUAUAUAGACCAUAACGUGCCUUGCACAAAUUCAGAAGUGCAGGUCAAGUUGGAGGACCACAAAAUAGUAACUGCCUGCCUGCCUGUGGAACAUGUUAAUCAGCUGACUACUGAGCCAGCUACAGGCCCCUAUUCUGAAAUUCAUUCAUCUUUAAGGGAUUCUGAGGAGGAAGUAGAUGUGGUGGGAGAUAGCAGUGCCUCAAAAGAGCAGUGUAAUGAAAACACCAGUAACGCCCUGGACACAAGUCUCGAGAGUAUGCCAGUCUCCAGAGAACCAGAAUCGUCUUCUGUUCUAGACUGUGUUUCAGCUCAAAUGAUGUCUUUAUCGGAACCUCAAGAACAUCGGUAUACUCUGAGAACUUCACCACGGAGGGCGGCCCCUACCAGAGGUAGUCCCACUAAGAACAGUUCUCCUUGCAGAGAGAAUGGACCAUUUGAGGAGAAUAAUCUUAAUCCCAAUGAAACAAAUGCAAGUGUUAGUGAUAAUAUAAGUGAGUCUCUCACAAAUCCUGAUGAAAUUUCUCAGAAUGAAAAAGGGAUAUGUUGUGGCUCUGAAAAUUAUGGGAGUGAAGGACUAAGUAAGUCGUCCUCGGAGGCAAGACUCAAUAUUGGACAUUUGCCACCAGCCAAAGAGAGUGCCAAUCCGCACGCUACGGAAGAGGAAGAUGAUGAUCCUGAUGUUUAUUACUUUGAAUCAGAUCAUGUGGCACUGAAACACAACAAAGAUUAUCAGAGACUGUUGCAGACAAUUGCUGUCCUUGAGGCUCAGCGUUCUCAAGCAGUCCAAGACCUUGAAAGUUUAGGCAGACAUCAGAGAGAAGCACUAAAAAAUCCCAUUGGAUUUGUGGAAAAACUCCAGAAAAAGGCCGAUAUAGGGCUUCCAUAUCCACAGAGAGUUGUUCAAUUGCCUGAGAUUGUAUGGGACCAAUAUACCAAUAGCCUCGGGAACUUUGAAAGAGAAUUUAAAAAUCGUAAAAGACAUACUAGGAGAGUUAAGCUAGUUUUUGAUAAAGUAGGUUUACCUGCUAGACCAAAAAGUCCUCUAGAUUCUAGGAAAGAUGGCGAGUCCCUUUCAUACUCUAUGUUGCCUUUGAGUGAUGGUCCAGAAGGCUCGAAUAGUCGUCCUCAGAUGAUAAGAGGACGCCUGUGUGAUGAUACCAAGCCUGAAACAUUUAACCAGCUGUGGACUGUUGAAGAACAGAAAAAGCUUGAACAACUACUCCUGAAAUACCCUCCUGAAGAAGUAGAAUCUCGACGCUGGCAGAAGAUAGCAGAUGAACUGGGUAAUAGGACAGCAAAACAGGUUGCCAGCCGAGUGCAGAAGUAUUUCAUAAAACUAACUAAAGCUGGCAUUCCAGUCCCAGGCAGAACACCAAACUUAUAUAUAUACUCCAAAAAGUCUUCAACAAGCAGACGACAGCACCCCCUUAAUAAGCAUCUCUUUAAACCUUCCACUUUCAUGACUUCCCAUGAACCGCCAGUCUAUAUGGAUGAAGAUGAUGACCGAUCCUGUUUUCAUAGCCACAUGAGCACUGCUAUUGAGGAGACGUCAGAUGAAGAAAGUAUUCCUAUCAUGUAUAGGAAUUUACCUGAAUAUAAGGAACUUUUACAGUUUAAAAAGUUGAAGAAACAGAAACUUCAGCAAAUGCAAGCUGAAAGUGGAUUUGUACAACAUGUGGGCUUCAAGUGUGAUAACUGUGGCAUAGAACCUAUCCAGGGUGUUCGGUGGCACUGCCAGGAUUGUCCUCCAGAAAUGUCUUUGGAUUUCUGUGAUUCUUGUUCAGACUGCCUUCAUGAAACAGAUAUUCACAAGGAAGAUCACCAACUAGAACCUGUUUAUAGGUCAGAGACAUUCUUAGACAGAGACUACUGUGUGUCCCAGGGCACCAGUUAUAAUUAUCUUGACCCAAACUACUUUCCAGCAAACAGAUGACAUGGAAGAGAACAUCACAUACUAGUCCUCUUCAACACAUAGCAAUGGUAUCAUUGUGAAUUACGUGCAGUUUGGAAAGAUUCUCUGCUUUCCCUGAAAUGACACUCACAGCAUGACAGCUUCCUGAGUGUUCUCGUCAAGUCCAGCUCCGCACCGUUGUGGCUCUAGAUCACUGUUCAGCAGCUGAACAUUCCUGGUGAGCAAAGGGUUUCCCUGGUGAAUUUCUCACCACUACCUUAAAGCCUUUUAGGUGGUGAUCUUAAAUGGGUGAGAUGGAAACGAGAGCACACAUAAAAGAGAGAGUAAAUUCCAAAGGUUUCCGAGAACUUGGUCAUAAAUAUGCUAACGAGAAGACAAAGUAUUUAUAUUAAAACAGUUUAGUAGCUUUCAGUUUUGUGAAAAUAGUUUUCAGCACAGAAACUGACUUCUUUAGACAAAGUUUUAACCAAUGAUGGUGUUUGCUUCUAGGAUAUAUACACUUUAAAAGAACUCACUGUCCCAGUGGUGGCCACUGAUGGCCUUUAGUAAAUUGGAGCUGCUUAACCAUAUUGAUGUCUAAUUUCUUUUAACCACAAUGAACUAUCCUUAUUACCAACAGCGAAGCACUACAGGAGGCAACUGUGGCAUUGCUUCCUUAACCAGCUCAUGGUGUGUGAAUGUUAUAAAAUUGUCACUCAGAUAUAUUUUUUAAAUGUAAUGUUAUAUAAGAUGAUCAUGUGAUGUGUACAAACUAUGGUGAAAAGUGCCAGUGGUAGUAACUGUGUAAAGUCUGAUUCACAACAUUAAUUCCUUUAAAAUACACAGCCUUCUGCCUCUGUAUUUGGAGUUGUCAGUGCAACUCAUUGAAGAAAACUGCCUAAAAUAAAAUCAUAUAUAUGGUAAUAAUUUCCCUCUUUUGUAGUCUGCACAAGAUCCAUAAAAGAUUGUAUUUUUAUUACUAUUUAAACAAGUGAUUAAAUUUAGUCUGUGCAGUGAGCAAGAGUUCACAUGCAUUCUUUUAUACUGCUGGAUUUUGUUGUGCAUCAUUUAAAACAUUUUGUAUGUUUCUUCUUAUCUGUGUAUACAGUAUGUUCUUGAAUAAUGUUCAUUUGUCAGGAGAACUGUGAGAAAUAAACUAUGUGGAUACUGUCUGUUUAUAUUAUAGAAUGCUUGUUGUGACUUCCUUUGGUCAAAUUUUGGAUUUUUUUUUUUUAACUAGUAUGGAAACAAAAAAAAAAUGUUGGGUUUUUUUGUUUUUUUUUUUUUUUAAACGUAUCUUUUAAAAGGAGUAAGGACUAUGUGGCAGAAAAGAGGAGAAGCUCUGUAAAAGAUGGUAUCAAGUUUUCACUCAGCGUGUAUGUGCUGAAACACUAAAUUAAAGUAGGUUAUAAAAAAGAACACAUACUGUGGUUGAAGAAAAAGGGAAUAUUUAAUGUCCAGAUGUGAAAACUAAGGUUGAAAAAUUUUACUCAUUCUUUUUAAUGGAAUUAAGUCCCCCAUGUAUUUAACCUAAAUACAUGGUUUUUGAAAAUCACUAAUUAUUAACUAUUGGAAAAGGCAAUAUUAGCAAUUCUAAGAUCGGCUAAGUAGUAUACUGAUCCAAUUUUUGGAGCCUCCUGUUUUUUCCAAUUUUAAAUCAAGGGAACAGUAUUUACCAAUCCUCUUCAAUACAUUGUAGGGUACUGAAAGCUUACCCUGAAUUUUUUAACUGAGAAAAGUAAUAUAAUUUUAACUAUAGAAAUAUGAGAAUUUUAAAGUAAUAUAUAAAGAAUACUGAUGAUUUUCAUAAAAUAUAUCAUAUCAGAAAGAAAAGAAAAUGGAUUUAAGCUGGAAAACUCAACCUGGAAUUAUUAGUUGGGGAAAGAUGGGGGGGAACCAUUAGUAUUCUGGGAAUUUGGCUAUUAAAUGUCAAGUGACUAUGCCAGACGAUCUACCUUCGACUUGUAAUAAGACAGUAGCACGUAAUGGUAAUUUCUGUAACUACCAUGUUUGCAUGGAAAUAAUACUAGUCAGUUUUGGAGAACCAUUCAGAUCCAUUCAAAAAUUCCAUAAAGUAUACAGUAUGCUUUGAAAGAGUGAUAGAAUUCUAUAUAUGUAUACAGAAUAGACAAAAUAUAUUCACUUAAAAAUUUUUUUUAAAUGGCUGCACCUGUGGCAUAUGGGGGUUCCGGGGCCAGGGACUGAAUCUGAGCCAAGCUGUGACCUAUGCCGCAGCUGCGGCAACACCAGAUCCUAUAAUCCACUGCAUUGGGCCAGGGAUUGAUCAAACCUGUACCUCCACAGUGACCCACGGCCCUGCAGUCGGAUUCUUAACCCACUCUGCCACAGCAGGAACUCCUAAAUGUAUUUUUUUUUUUAAGGCAAAGAUUUUGAGAAUUUUGAGUGGCAAAGAAAAUUACUUUCUGCUUAAGCAAAGAUGUAUUUAUUUGGUGUUUUUCAGCUCCAACCAAAUAGUCCUCAUGGCUUUAAAGGAAUAGAGUAGUGGUCAUGUGUGUUGUUUUACUUUGAGGACUGCAGGAAUGAGCAAGGCUGUCAUUCACAAGUAGGCCUUCUAUCUCUUGCAUAGGUGUUUUGGUUGUAAACGACAAUGUAGAUGUACCUGUUAAAGCAUCACCUAUUUAGCAGUAUUCAGUAGGUCACUUGUAUUUCCUGAAAUAUUAUGCUCAAGUUAUUUGCUAAGAACUGAAGAAACUUAAUGACACCUAACGCCACUGCUUUAAGGUUUAGGCAGAGGGGUUUUGGUUGGUGUGAUAUGCACUAAGAAUAAUAGCAAACACAGGUAGAGUGCUUGCUGUGUGCUGAGUCAGCACAGAGUAAUGAAUUUAAUUCUACAACCUUUGGAGGCAGGUUCAUUUAUCUGUUUUCAUUUGAGGAAAUCUAGCCAGAGAAGUGAAAGUAACUUGCCCAAGGUCAUAGACUUAGUAAAGUGGCACUGCUCGGAUUUUAACCUAGACAGAUUGCCCCAGAGUCAGCAUCUGCCUCACGUCCCUGUUUCCCGAGCAGGACUAUUCCCUUCGUGUCAGGGGUCACCAAGGUGGUGCAGGUGUGCGGGGAGUUUUCUGUCUUUUUUCUGCUGUGGUAUGCAUCCUAGAGUACAAACCUGAACACAUGUCUGUGUUCAUAGCUCAGAAGAGAAAAGCAUACCUGUGGAUGGGGAACAAGCAAUGGUCUGCCCUAUGAAUUGGAAAAACACACAUAAUUUCCAUAUUCUAAUUCAGUGACAAAACGUGAGGCUUUAGGCACAGCUGGGACUAAAGGCCUCAGGUGGGAUUUGUUUCCGUGCAUGUUUGGUGCCUCUCACUUAACCUAAUAUGGUAUGCCUUGUCUGUUUGUCUCUCCUUUUCCCUUUGAAUUACAUUGUAGAACACAACAACUUACAGAGGUAUGAAGAACUUUUUUUUUUUAAAAUGAAAUGGAAAAAAUAGUAUAUGACAGGUAGUAAGGAUAAAUACUUCUUGCAAAAUUUCUUUUUUACAAAUUCAAGCGUGGCAUGCUAUAUAUAAACUAUAUUUCUUACUGUGGAUAACAAACCUUGAAGGCCAUUGUUUUAGGUGCACUGGAUGGAAUUGAGUCUCCAGAUAACAAGUAGAUUUUUCCACAAGAUACUUGAAGUAUUGUGUCCUUCUUAGUCUGGAAGGGGUUUGUUUUCAUUUCCUAUCUUGAUGAAAAAUGUGCUGUGUAUAUGAUCCCAGAAAAACAAAAAAACUUUCCCUCCACAGUUCAAGUAGCUGAUUAAAUAGAUUUUUUGUGUGGUGUCCCAUUUAGCUCCAUGAAGGCAGAGUCCAUCAUGUCUUUUAUCCCUAAGAAUCUUAGUAGAUUCUCAAUAAAUACUGAUUGGUAGUAGGACCAACAUUUUGGUGAAUUCCAUUUUUUUCUCCAGGAAGUUAGAGAAACCUGAGUGUGUCUGUGGUCUGGGACCCUCAGGAGAUUUCUUUUACGGGGCUCUGGGAGGAGGAGGAAGGAUUAUAUCUUUUCUCAACUGGAGGAUGUGGUUCAACUGGAGGAGGUGGCUGAGAUUCUGGUUCUCUCUGGGACCCCAGUUAGGCCCUGUAUCCUGAUUCUCUGUCCUAUUUUUAGAGUGAUGUAAUGGAAAGUCAUAUGGAAAUUCAGGCUCCUGGUCUCUUUUGUGGACGUGAGACCCUCAGCAAGUGUUGACGAAGAACCACCUUUCAUUGAGCACUAGGAACUAGUAAAUGAUUUACAUGUAUUGUUAACCUGUUUAACAUCACAAUACCUCUGAGGUUACUUACUAUUGUGACCACUGUACAGAGGAGAAAACGAGGGUUCAGAGGAUUUAAAUGUUAGCUCUCCAUGAUGACUGCUAUUUGUGGGACCGAGGCUACAGAGCCUUGCCCUCUGAAGUUUACAGUCUAAUGCUAAAGACCUGCAGUAAACAAUUAAAAAAACCAUGUAAUUUAAGGCUGAUGCUGUGAAGAGAAAUAAUGCUUGAAGGAAAACAGUGGAAGAAUCGGGACCAGUCUGCCAUUUUAGGGGGAAUAAUCAAAGAACAUCUCAAUCAGGGCAGAUUUGAACAGAAACUUAAAUGGAGUGAGGGAAUUAGCCUUGUGGAUAAUCGGGAGGAAGCGGCAGAACGAUAACAAGGGCAGGGCCCUGAUGCAGUAGAGAGUUGAGCUUGUUCAGGCAACAUUAAGAGGGCCCAUGCAGCUUGGACCAAACGAGCAAGAGGAGAGUGGUAGUUGCUGGGGUGAGAAGAGGGUCCAGGGUCAGAUCAGGUGAGGCCUUGAAUGUAGGUCAUCAUAAAAGAGUCUGGAUUGUGAUCUGAUGUUUUCUACAUACAGACAAGAUCUGUCCUGCUUUCAGAUCCUGUGGCUUUAGUGAUACCACGUCAAGCCAUUCAAAUCAGGAAGCCUGUUGCAGGGGUUCUGUAGAAGACUUGAUUUGCACAUUUAGAUACUCUUUGGGGUGAAGCCAUUUACGCCUGCUGAUUUUUUUUUUUUUCAAGAGGGCAGCUAACUGCAGCCGUAAGAGCCAUGGCCAGGCCCUUCUGCUGCCCUGCUGUCUGUCAAAGCUGUGGUGGGCAUGGACUGUGUUUGCCAGUAUGUGGUAUGUGUUUAAAAGAAUGUUAAUCCCUACAAAGAGUCAUUUUGUGUUUUCUGGCACACCUGAUAAUUUUCAUCGUAUAACUCUCUUUUUCUAAUUUGCUCAAAUACUCCCUGUGCACCCCUGUAGAGAGUAUGACAACUCAGAGUGGUAAUAAAGUAUUGAUAACUGUGUGAGUUGUAGGAACAUGCCCCUUUUAAUAGAGGUGCAGUUGUAACCAAAGAAAUUCAAUUUCUCCUUUAGCAAACACUGACAUUUCUGUUUAAGAAUGACUGCUAGAGUAAAAGGCAAUAUGAAAAUUACCAUGUAUCAUGAAUACACUGAGCGUUCUCUUUGUAAUUGCUCAAAACUGAUCUAUGGCCAAAAUUAAAACCAUAUGAGUAUAUCAUAAAUCUUAAAUAUGACUGUGUUUGCUUCUAAUUCUGUUUGGAAUAAGGCUUCAAAUGCUUUCCAGAAUGAUGUGAGUAAAAAAUAAAUAGAAAAAGAGUUAUUCUGUGUUCCAGUUAUUUUAUUUGUGCAUAUCCAUUUCAAGAAAAAAAAAAAAAGAUUUUAAAAAUACAAUUCUGUCCCAGAAAUGGAUCCUUAUCCGCACAACCACUGAAGGAAAAAAAAAAAAAAAAAAGAAAUCAUG
Messenger RNA from Sus scrofa (pig), 8925 nucleotides. It is a transcript of the gene ZZZ3, whose product is annotated as zinc finger ZZ-type containing 3. The record is from RefSeq and is a predicted model, not a curated record. NCBI's taxonomy places the organism in Eukaryota, Metazoa, Chordata, Mammalia, Artiodactyla, Suidae. Gene Ontology annotation, molecular function: zinc ion binding.